AAGAGUAAUAAGAUGCAGAGGACACCUUUUUCAUGGGAGAGACGACUGAUGCAUUGCCAUGUUCUUCAGCGAUAUCGUCCCAACCAUCCAUCACUACGUCUCUCUCAUCGCAAGAUGCGUCUCCAAGAAACACCUGAAGCUCGGCAUGACCGUCCACUCUCACCUCAUCAAGACCGCACUCGCCAGCGACUCUUUCCUCGUCAACCAUCUCAUUGGCAUGUACUCCAGAUGCUCUUCCAUCCGAAGCGCCCACAAGGCUUUUGAUGAUCUUGAUACAAAGAACAGUUACUCUUGGAACACCAUCAUAUCUGCAUAUGCCCGGAUUGGCGAUUUCAAGAAAGCCCUCGACUUGUUCGAUGAAAUGCCGCAGAGGGCUCUUGUCUCUUAUAAUUCCUUGAUUUCUGGGUUGUCCCGUCAUGGGUUUUAUGUGGAGUCUCUGAGCGUCUUCAUGCAUGUGCAAAAAGAAUAUGAUUGUCUAUCCAUGGAUGAGUUUACUUUUGUGGGUGUUGUGGGUGCCUGUGCUCACUUGGGUGCAUUUAAGUUCUUGCGCCAAGUUCAUGGAGUGGCCAUCGUAAUGGGCUUGGAAUUUGCUAAGAUAACUUACAAUUCCCUGAUUGAUGCUUAUGGUAAAUGUGGUGGAGUCGAUAUAUGCCGUGUCUUGUUCGACGUUAUGCCUGAAAAGGAUGUCGUGUCGUGGACUUCCAUGGUUGUUGCUUAUACGCGAGCUCAUAACAUAGGUGAUGCUUGUGCAAUAUUCAACAGUAUGCCAGCGAAGAACACAGUCUCUUGGACUGCACUGAUCUCAGGCCUUGUGCAGAAUGGCCGUGGUGAUGAAGCUCUGGACCUUUUUGUUCAAAUGCAUGGGGAAGGAAUACAGCCAAGUCCUCAUACUUUUGUCAGUGUUCUAUGUGCCUGUGCUGAUCGAGCACUUGCUGAAAGAGGCAAACAGAUCCAUGGUUGCAUCGUUAGGACCUGCUUUAAUGGAGAUUUGGAGAACAUAUUCAUAUGGAAUGCUCUAAUUGACAUGUAUUGCAAGUGUGGUGACAUGAGAUCAGCUAAGAUCUUAUUCUUGAGGAUGCCGAAUAGGGAUAUUGUAUCAUGGAAUUCGAUGAUAACUGGGUUCGCACAAAAUGGUCUGGGGCAUGAGUCACUUGUUUUUCUUAGGACAAUGCUAGAGACAAAUGUAAGACCCAACCAUGUCACGUUUCUUGGUGCUCUAUCUGCUUGCAGCCACACGGGUCUAGAUAUUGAAGCGCUUCAGAUUUUCAAUGCAAUGGAAAAGGAUUACAGCCUUCAACCCAGAUUUGAUCACUAUGCUAUUUUGGUUGAUCUGCUUGGGAGGAAAAACAGACUUGAGGAAGCCAUGGAGUUAAUAGAGAGUGUCUCAAACAAAUCAAACCAUGUUGGAAUGUGGGGUGCACUUUUGGGUGCAUGCAAAGUCCAUGGUAAUCUAGCUAUUGCCCGAAAAGCUGUGGAUGCUCUGCUGAAUUUGGAACCCCAAAAUGCUGCGAGGUAUGUCAUGAUAUCAAGCAUAUAUGCUGCAACUAACAGAUGGGAUGAUUCCUGCAGAGUAAGGAAGCAGAUGGAGGAGAGAGCUUUGACAAAAGAUGUGGCAAACAGUUGGAUUGAGGUAAAGAAUGAAAUGCACAAAUUUCCAGCGAAGGACCAAUUCCAAUAUCAAAUGGGAGACUUAUACGAAGUGCUUGGGAAACUAGCAUAUCAUAUGAAGGAAGCUGGAUAUGUUCCUGAGCCCAACUUAACACUCAUCUUAGAGAAUGAUGAUGAUGAUGAUGGUGGGUAAUGAAUAAAAAGUGUUCAGAUGGAAGAUGCUGGAGAAAAAAUAGAAGGCUACAGCUGCAAGGUGAUAGUUCUUGUAGUAAUGAACAAUUCAUACCUUCCUAGAGAACAUCAAGUCAAAGAUACCAUGAAGUUUCAGGAAGGACUUAUGGUCCACAGAAAAUCGGGCAUCAUGAAAGCCUCUCAUUGUGCCUGGAGGUUUUGUGAGUUAGGAGGAGAUUGCUCAGACGGUAUCUGGUAAUGGCAUUCUGUGUACAUAUUUUCAGAUUCGGACCUUGCCAUUUUUGGUUCUUUUGGAUGCUGCCUGACCAGAUCAAAUUUUUUUCUUGGGUUAUGUCCAUGUCCCUUUAAGGGAAUAGAUGGUAUUGCGGAAGUUAUCCCUCAGGUUAAACAUGAUGUCCCAUACCAGGGCGUGACCUGGAGCAUCUUUCAGAACUAUAUACAGCUUGAAGCUCCAUACUUGUCAUUUUUCCUGUGAUUUCUUGUCAGGCUUAUGCUUUGGCAAGGAAGCAGUUUAGAGCUAACGAUUUUCCACAAAGUGUGGAUGAAUAAUCUAACUUCUACAAAUGUGGGAUGGAGCUCCAUUCUUUGUUUUCUUCU
Messenger RNA from Eucalyptus grandis, 2397 nucleotides. RefSeq names its product pentatricopeptide repeat-containing protein At2g21090. The record is from RefSeq and is a predicted model, not a curated record. Gene Ontology annotation, biological process: RNA modification. NCBI's taxonomy places the organism in Eukaryota, Viridiplantae, Streptophyta, Magnoliopsida, Myrtales, Myrtaceae. The transcript has a single exon. Bases 59 to 1801 code for a protein of 580 amino acids. Gene Ontology annotation, molecular function: RNA binding; protein binding.